This is a messenger RNA of Guillardia theta CCMP2712, 564 nucleotides long. RefSeq lists its product as hypothetical. Lineage: Eukaryota; Cryptophyceae; Pyrenomonadales; Geminigeraceae. The transcript has 2 exons. The record is from RefSeq and is a predicted model, not a curated record. Bases 1 to 564 code for a protein of 187 amino acids.
AUGGCUCACACCGGGAGGGGAGAAUGCCUCGUCACGCUCAUGCUCGCUGUGUCCUUGGCUCUGCAAUGCACCGCGGUGGAGAUCACUCAGGAGCAGCACGAGAACCUUCCUGACUACGGGGACCCCAAGGUUGCUGCUAGGCUCAAGUGUAGCGCAUGCAGAGGAAGCGCUGUUGAAUUCCAUGAUACGCUGAGGGAGCUGAGGGAGAGGAGGAAGGCGGCUCGCAUCAAGGACUAUGAGUACACGGAAGCCCUCGACGUCGUGUGCGAGUCCAGGGUGGACGAGUACGGGCUGCAGCUGCGGAACAACCUACCGACGCAGAAGUUCAGCAAGGACAAGUCGAUCGCGCGAGCGCACGGGAACUGGGCAGGGAGGUACAUCAAGAACUUGUGUGGGGAGAUGUACUCGGACCAUGAGGAGGAGAUCCUGCGGCACAGCGAGGAGGAGCUGCCGGCGUUCGUUGACUCCAUGUGCCGAUCUGUCAUGAGGGUGUGCGACGAGGAGUCGAUCUCGGACAAGACGCUAGGGGACGAGGAGGUUCGCGCCAAGGGGAAGGAGCUAUGA